Messenger RNA from Bursaphelenchus xylophilus (pine wood nematode), 4298 nucleotides. The record is from the annotation of a GenBank genome assembly. NCBI's taxonomy places the organism in Eukaryota, Metazoa, Nematoda, Chromadorea, Rhabditida, Aphelenchoididae.
AUGAACUCCCAGACCCUCCUCAUGCUCUGCUGCACGUUGGCGCUGCAGUUCGCGUACUACGUGGACGCGGCGGCGUUCCUGCGGCAGGACAAGGACAAGUCCGCCCCGGCGGUGGUGGAGAACGCCAAUCAGCAAUAUAUCUCACCAGGUACGUUGUAUAUGGGCUAUAUAUAGGUUAUAGUAAAGUAAAAUGUCAAAAAAAUCGCAAAAAAAACUAAAAAUUUCAUUUAAAAAAAAUUCAAAAAAUUAAUUUUUUUAAUAAAAAAUGGUCUUUUUUGGCGGAAAAUUUCUGUAUAGGAUAUAUAUAGGUUAUAGUAGAGUAAAAUGUUUAAAAAAAUAAAAAAAUAAUAAAAAAAAAUCAUUUUGAAAAAAAAUUUUUUAAAAAAAGUUUUUGGUCCCACCACGAAAACAAGAAUUUUUUUGGCCAAAAAUUUCUCUCAGCAAAAUAUAAAAAAUCUAAAAAAAAAGCAAAAUUUUCAUUUAUUAUAAAAAUUUUUCUUUUAAUUAAAAUUUUUUGAUCAAAAAUGGUCCCACCACGAAAACAAGACACUUUUUUGGCCUAAAAAUUCUCUCUUGAUAUGUUUUUUUCUCAAUUACUUUCAUAUAAGGCCGUUCCCGAUAUAAAAUGCAUGCUUCCAGGAGGCCGUCAGCGGCGCCGCACGGUAUAAAUUUCUGAUGAGGUCAUUAAGGGCCCCGUAAUUUCACGGCAAAUUGAAGUGGCAAAACUUUUUCGCCUUUAUGUGAUGACAUUUGGCCGUAAAAAAGCGGGAAUAAGGCUGCGAGCUCGGUUUUACGAGAAAACGCAAAAGGCAAAGCAAUGUAAAAAUGAGAUGCUGAGAGAUUACAAGGCUCAAACGUUGAUAGAGAUCAGUUUUUACUAUUGAAAAAAUGGCAGAGAAGAUCAAAAAAAUGAGAUUUUUUGAGCUUUUUUCCAAUUUUUCGAUCAGAAAAAAUAAUUUUUUUUUGCAAAAUCGCUGGUCAAAAAUUUAGAACACCUCUAAAAAAAUCUAUAUUUUACAUCCUCCCCAAAUUUCAGCAAAAUCCCGGCUUCUCAAAAAAAAUUUUGGGUCCCACCACGAAAACAUUUUUCCCUCCCAAAACCCAUAAAAUCCUUCCAAUUACUUCGCAAAUAGCCUCUAAUUUAAAUUCCUGACGCAAUUUUUGUUUACAUUUGCCCAUUCGUCUAGAAAGUCCAACUUUCAAAACUACAGUAACCCUCGGUCCAAAACUUCCAAAAAACAUGAGACAUCCGGUCAAAACUGGCGUAGCAUGAAGCCGAAUUUCACGUCUGUUGCGUCAAUGUCUCAGAUUUCAGAGUUCGAACACUUCCGCGUGAGAAAUUUUGUAAACACCUGGAAACGGAAAAAUAAAAAAAAUAUAUAAUAAUAAAAAAAAAGUUUUAUUACAAAUUUUCGAAAUUUUCUGCGAUUUUUCAAUUGCACAGUGCACAAGGUCAACUGCACAGUGCGGACAGCUAAAAAAAGUUAAGAAAAGAAAGUCUACGCACUUUUUGAAAAAGCGUAGUAGCAUCUGAAAUGAAUUUAAAAACAUUAAAAAAUGUUUAUUUUUAUUUUAAAUUUGAGAAAAAAUCAGAAAAAUUUACUUUUUAUAAAUAUCUUUUUUUAUUUUCAGAAGUCGCCCAUCUCCUUCUCGAGCCUCAGGUUGUCCAGGAUUUGCUGGAACUGCAGAGUCAAUACCGUCCAGGUGAGUGUUUCUUCCAAAAAAAUUUCAAAUUCAACAGACAAAAAAUGCUGUAUAGGAACCAAAAAAAAUAUUUGUUAUAGAGAGGUUUUGCGAAAUAUCAGUCUGUCGGGAAAAUAAUGAACUUUCUGUCGUAUCAAACAUCGCAUCGCCGCCGAAAAAAUGAGUGUCGCGGCAAAAUUAAAUUGCUUUUCACUUCAGCGACGCGAUUCGUUCAGCGAGAUUUUGCUUAUUAUUUUCCCGACAAACUGAUAUUAAGGUUAAUAUAAAAAUGAGGUAAAAGUUCCUUAUUUUGGCCACAACUUAUAACUUUGCGGAAACUGGUCGGAAUUUGCCCAAAUUUAGCGUGCACGCUCAAUUCAUCGUUGUCAAUGCCCGGACAGUGGAUUUAGUUAGUGAGGUACCUUCUUUUUUACGUACCACCUUACCCUUCAAAAACGGCUGCAGCCUGUGAUUUUACACUUUAUACGAUGAAACAUGUCCGGAACUAAACUUAUUGCCUCCGUAUGGAACUAAAUGAGUCGUCACAGCCUUCGUAGGUACCCUUAAAACUAUAGAGCUAUUAUAGUAAUUCAGUGCCAGCUAGGUCGAAGCGUUUUUUCCUUACUUUAGUGCCCAAGCUUGGGCGCAGUUCGCGGAGUACCUUUGUUCUGGCCAAAAUAAGGAACUUUUUCCAAAAAUGACUCUUGAGAGGUUGCAAAUGGUCUGUAAUAGAGAGAAUUUGCUUUACAGCAGUUUUUUAUUCAGAGGUUUCUCUGUAAAGACGAUUUUUUCGAUUGAAAAUGCCAUUAUUUUGCUGUAAAAUACGCGCGAAUAAAAGUGGGAUCUGUUUGACGCAAUUUCUUGUUUCAAAAAAGUUUCGACGACAAAUUUUAAAAGAACGUUGAAAAUCGAAAGGAACGGCAAUUACAUGCUUUGUAUAGAAAGCCGGAAUAAUUCGGAAAAUCUUCACAGCUGGAAACAGUAUUUUUUUGAAUUUGAGAAAAUUGCCGGACGUUAUUCAGAGAUCGAGUUUUUGAAACGUUUUUAGCACCGGAAUUGUGACGAAGUUUCAUAUAAAAAAUAGUUUAUUUAAAUUGAAGUUGAAAAGAAUAAAAAAAAAAGAUUUUUUUUUGCUGUAGUUGUCUCUCCUCAUUUUGCAUACUCUCUCAGAAAAAGAUUUUUUUUGUUGAAUAUCUCGGCUGAGCUUUCAAAUUUAUAGCUAAAAUUUUUAGGUAUAGAUAUAUGGGCUAUAGAAAUUUUUAUGGCUAAAUUUGAAGAUUGCCUGAGGGCAAAAUCUUGAGAAAUUCUUUUUUUUGACAAAUUUUUUUUUGAUUUUUCGGCAAAAAAUUAGAAAAAAAGGUAAAAAAAUAAUUUUCUAGGCUAACAGAAAAAAUUUUAGCAUUGCCUGAGGGCUAAAUUUCACAAAAUUUCAAAAAAAAAAAAAAUUUUUUAAUAAAUUUUUUUUUCGAUCAAAAAAUCCAAAAAAAUCAAAAAAAAAAGAAAUUUUUAUGGCUAAAUUUGAAGAUUGCCUGAGGGCAAAAUCUUGAGAAAUUCUUGUUUUUUGACAAUUUUUUUUUUUUGAUUUUUCGGCCAAAAAUUAGAAAAAAAUGUAAGAAAAUAUUUUUUCUAGACUUACAGAAAAAAUUUGGACAUUGCCUGAGGGCUAAAUUUUACAAAAUUUCAAAAAAAAAUUUUUUAAUAAAAUUUUUUUCCAUCAAAAAAUCCAAAAAAAUCAAAAAAAAAUGUUUUUACACCCCUUACAGUAUCUUCAACUAAUUUCCCGACAUUUUUCAGGUCAAGAGCAAGUUGUUGAAUCGGCGCCCGAAGCCGAGCUGCCCGCCCAGAAGCGCGCCCAGACCUUCGUGCGGUUCGGGAAACGCGCGCAAACGUUCGUCCGCUUCGGGAAACGUGCUCAAACCUUUGUUCGUUUCGGUUGAACCACCACUACGCCGCCCCCACCCAACUCCACACUUAACAUCCAGCUCGACUCCACUGUAAAAAAUCUCGAUUUUUAACUCUCGAACGGUACGAAGAAUUUCGAAGCAAUUUUCUAAUCUUUUUUUUUUAAAAUAAUAUAAUUUAAUUUGAAGAAAAGGUCGAAUAAAUCUAGAACUUGUUGUUUUGGCGGGGAUUUUUUUGAAGUUUUGAGGAUAAGUAGCAGGAAAAAAUUAAAAAAAAAUCGAAAAUUUGAAAAAAAUAUAUUUUUGUAAUUUUUAUGACAAAAAAUAAUGAAACUAAAUGCUUUUUUUUAAUAAAAAAAUAAAAAAAAUGUUUUUUUUUUUGUAUUUUUUUUUUGGAAUUUUUUGAAAUUUUUGGGAGUAAUAGCCGAAAAAAAAUAAAAAAAAAUCUCAAAAAUACAGAAAAAUUCAGAAAAAUACUUCUAAACAAGUUUUUGAUAAGAAAAAAUAAAAUAAAAAUAGCAUAGUCUAAAAAAAUAAUUAAAAAAAGAUAUUUUUUCUAAAAAAAUAAAAAAUAAUGAUCAAGUUUUCAUAACGUAUUUUAAAAAAAAAUAUGAUUUUCAAUUUUUAUUUUUUUUCAAUUUUAGCGGCUCGUGUUCCUCAACUCCAUCCAGUACUCCUGAGCAUCAAUCAACCCUACAAUAUAAUAUAAAAUAA